ACGAACCGCAUGCCAAUGCGAGCUUGAGCGAAUAAAUAUUCAGAACAUCGGCACUGCAAAGACUGAGCCAACUGAUCGUGAUCGGUGCUGGUGACAAAACGAUGCUCGACUAUGUGUUAAGGGUCCUCUUCGCGGUCACUGCGCUCUCUGGUGGAGUCUCCGGCUUCCCCGCGGCCCCCGGCCCCGGCCCGGCCGGACAGUCCCACAUCACAUCGAUGGGAACUUCCGGACAAAGUCGCUUCGGUCCGCUCCGUUUCCGCCGGGACAGGACUUUCCAUGUGUCCAUCUUUGAAGACCUUCACUUUGGCGAAAAUGCCUGGGAGUCCUGGGGACCGCAGCAGGACAUCCACUCGGUCAAGGUCAUCGAGACAAUCCUCGAUGCCGAGCCCCGAACUGACCUCGUCGUCCUGAACGGCGACCUCAUCACCGGCGAGAACACAUUCAUCGAGAACAGCACCCACUAUGUCGACCAGAUCGUGCACCCCAUGCUCCAGAGAGGGCUGACCUGGGCCUCGACCUACGGAAACCACGACAACGACUUCAACAUCUCCGCCUCGGCCAUCCUCGCACGCGAGCGGCUCUGGCCCAACGCCCGCACCAGCCAGAUGGUGUCGGACCCAAACGCCGGCGUGUCGAACUACUACCUGCCCGUCUACGCAGCCGACUGCCACCCCGGCAGGGAGCGGCACGGCGGCUGCCGGCCGGAGCUGCUGCUCUGGUUCUUCGACAGCCGCGGCGGCUUCGAGUUCCAACAGCGCGACCCGGCGACGGGUGACCGCGUCGGCAAGCCGAACUGGGUCGACACGCGCGUGGUCGACUGGUUCCGUGAAACUAACGCUCAGCUUGUCCGCGCCGCGGGCGGACGCGUCAUCCCAUCCCUAGCAUUUGUCCAUAUCCCCACGAACGCGUCCCUUGCGCUGCAGGAAAAGGGGGUGGACCCACACCGCCAGCCGGGCAUCGACGACGACAAGCCGCUGGCCCAGCAAGCGCAGGGUUGGUGUCCUGACGGAGUUAACGAUGGAAGCAGGUGUGAGUAUGGCGUGCAGGACGUGCCGUUUAUGCAGGCCAUUGCCUCCACGCCAGGCCUCAUGGCGCUGUUCUCGGGUCACGACCACGGGGAUACUUGGUGCUACAAGUGGGAGGGCUUGCUGCCGGGCAUGACGGUCGAGGGGUGUGGUGUGAAUCUCUGCUUUGGCCAGCAUUCCGGGUAUGGUGGGUACGGGAGCUGGAUUCGCGGCGCGAGGCAGGUGGUUGUGUCGCUGAAGGGGCUGGAGGAUCUGGCUGUCGAUACCUACAUUCGCCUCGAAUCCGGGGAUGCUGUUGGCGCCGUCGCGCUCAACCGGACCUAUGGGCAGGACUGGUACCCGGCGACGCCGAACGACAAGACGAGAAUGCCGACGGGUGGCAGUUAGGUCUAUGCGCGACUUGCCAUUGCCUGGCGGAUAAAAGGAAUAAUGAUACAGUUCUUUUCCAACAACAAUAAGCCGGUUCUGGAACUACUUGAAUGUGUUUCCUGAGGC
This is a messenger RNA of Chaetomium strumarium, 1520 nucleotides long. RefSeq names its product Metallo-dependent phosphatase-like protein. The transcript has 2 exons. NCBI's taxonomy places the organism in Eukaryota, Fungi, Ascomycota, Sordariomycetes, Sordariales, Chaetomiaceae. The record is from RefSeq and is a predicted model, not a curated record. Gene Ontology annotation, cellular component: cytoplasm. The coding region runs from base 102 to 1412 and encodes 436 amino acids. Gene Ontology annotation, molecular function: hydrolase activity, acting on ester bonds.